Messenger RNA from Puccinia graminis f. sp. tritici CRL 75-36-700-3, 567 nucleotides. RefSeq lists its product as uncharacterized. Gene Ontology annotation, molecular function: transmembrane transporter activity. Bases 1 to 495 code for a protein of 164 amino acids. The record is from RefSeq and is a predicted model, not a curated record. Gene Ontology annotation, cellular component: membrane. The transcript is spliced from 8 exons. NCBI's taxonomy places the organism in Eukaryota, Fungi, Basidiomycota, Pucciniomycetes, Pucciniales, Pucciniaceae.
AUGAUGAAAGAGGAAGAACAGGCUGCGACGCCGGGACAAACCAUGAAUCAGAAGGAGCAGCCUGGAUUAUCAGAUGCCAGGACUUCCCCGCUAGAAAGGCGCGCAUUGCUCAAGUUGGACCUUUUUAUCAUUCCUAUGGUGACUUUAUGCUUCUUCUUUAGCUACUUGGAUCGCUCAAAUCUUGGCAAUGUGCGGAUAGUAGGGCUUCAAAAAGAUCUUCAGAUGAGCGAUUACGAUUUCUCCAUGGCCUUAACUGUGACAUUUAUACCCUACAUACUUGUAGAGCUUCCCUCAAUGUUAACGUUAGAUAGACAACAUUUAGCUCGCGGCUGUUGCGCAGUAAACCUAGUUGAUCCUGUUAUAAGACCGAUAGUUAGCUUCUCUUGUAUCGGUUCUCUAACCAUCUCAACUUGUUCACUACUCACACCGUUCGCUUUGCCUCAACCUGUCUGGUUUAGGUUUGCCUCAUCGCUCCGUUGUCACCGCUCGUAUUAGCUUGUGCCUAACGUUGCUCUAUCACCGUAAAAGGUGUGCCAGCACUAGUAAUUCAACCAUCUCAACUUGUUC